Molecule: messenger RNA, 1626 nt
Organism: Schistocerca serialis cubense
Lineage: Eukaryota; Metazoa; Arthropoda; Insecta; Orthoptera; Acrididae
Exons: 6
Coding region: 1-1626 (541 amino acids)
Source: RefSeq, a predicted model, not a curated record
AUGGAAAAACAAGCGGGCCGUGUGAGGGAGGAGGCAGCACCGGCUGUUGAGGAGGCACAACGGCAGCAGCAGUCUCAAGAGGCUAGAGAUCUGCCAGGGCCGUCCCGUGAAGGCAGAGACCCAGCUGCUGGGGACCAGGAAAGCGGCGCGGAGCUGGAGGGGCUGCCUGCUGCAGGUGCUGAGUCUCCAGCGCUGGAGAAGGCUGGCACCAGUGGGCUGGAGCGAGGGAUCUCGCCGGAUGCUUCUCCAGAAGAGCAGGAGGAGCCCCCACGAAAGAAGUCUGCGUCACCGGAGCGCUCCCUGGAGCGGGCAGAGGGCGCGAGCUCCUCCAGCCAGCAGGAGGGGGGCCAACAACCGCUGCCGGAUGAACCUUCUCUGGAAGGGCAGGAGCAGCCCCCACCAAAGAAGUCUGCAUCGCCAGAGUGCUCCCUGGAGCAAGCACAGGGCACGAGCACCUCCAGCGAGCAGCAGGAUGGGGAGGGCCAACAAACCCUGCCGGAUGGCUCCAAGAAGAGGGCGUUCACCCUGGAGAGCCGCCUACAGGGCGCAGUGAAGAAGCGUCUGCUGCGGCGGCAGCUGUCCACCCCGGAGAGCUCCUCCAGCCCGGCCAGCGAGGGCCAGGAGGGCUCGGACGACGGCAGCUCGCGAGACCUGUCGCUGCACGAGGAGUCCUCGGGAGACACGCGCGACGUCAGGGGGCGCUUAAAGCAGCUCAAGAUCGCUGCGCCCAAGCCGCAGACGUCGCAAGCGCCGCCGCAGACGUCGGCGCCGCCGUCCCCGCAGACAUCGCCCGCACAGCCGCAGCCUCUGACGUCGGCGCCGCCGUCACCACCGACGUCGCCCGCACAGCCGCAGCAGCCGACGUCGCCCGCGCAGCCGACGUCGCCGCCGUCGCCAACAGUCAGCGACGCGAUGCGCGAGAUGUUCUCCCCCGGCACCAGUGACGAGAUCUGGUCAGCCAGCGCCCCUUGUUCUCGGGAGGGCAGCAUGCCGGGUUCCAGGCCAUCCUCCAGCGCCGCCUCCAGCCCCUCCAGAGCUGAGGGCCGGAAUUUGCGGGACGUGCCACCAGAACCUGAGAUCCCUCAAGAGGGCACUGAGGGGAGAAGCGUGCUGGAGGAGGAGGCGGACAAGGAGGCCGGCCUCUUCCCGGGGCCUGACCUUGAGGGGCUGUUCACAUGUUCCGCGACAGGCGUCUUCCGGUCAUCCGUCGGCGAGACAUCGGCAUUCAAAGGCAUCCCAGAAGAGCCACCUGAAGAGCAGCAGAAAGCGUCAGAGCAUCCAGUGUGUGAAGAGCCAGGUGAGGGCCAGGGACAAGAGGUGGGCCCCCCUGCUUGGACACUCGGGCCUCUAGCCGCGGUGGCCUCCUCGGCGUUCGGCGGGCUGAAGCAAAAGCCACAGCAGCAGAAAGCUGAAGGGGAGAGUGCGCAGCUGGUGGGGCAGCAGACAACACAGGGCGGGGCAGCGCUGGCUGUGGACAGCGGUGAGCAAGAGCCGGGGGCAGAGGAAGAGGCAGAGGAAGGGGGGCCACUGGGGCAGGACUCGCCAGGGCCGCAGCGGAGGCGGGCCUCCAAGCGGAAGAGCACAGCCGGCCACUACGGGCUGAUGCCGAAGAGGGGCCGCAAGUGA